Messenger RNA from Paramormyrops kingsleyae, 4626 nucleotides. Its product is annotated as A disintegrin and metalloproteinase with thrombospondin motifs 19. Gene Ontology annotation, biological process: proteolysis; extracellular matrix organization. Lineage: Eukaryota; Metazoa; Chordata; Actinopteri; Osteoglossiformes; Mormyridae. Gene Ontology annotation, molecular function: metalloendopeptidase activity. The record is from RefSeq and is a predicted model, not a curated record. Gene Ontology annotation, cellular component: extracellular matrix.
CCCAUUCAUUUGGAAAACCUCUCAUGUGAGUGAAGAAACAUUAACUGCAGACACCGGGACAUGGACAAAACCAACAAGCAGUGCACAGACACUUAAUUUUUUGGCUUGAGUUCCUGGAAAGUGUUUUUUUUUCCAUAGACAGCACUUUUGUUAUCGUUUGCACGUUGUCAAGUUAAAAAAUUCGCUUAGGGUGGUCGCGUUGGAGAGUCUCAGACAAUGCGUCUCAAUCACAUCUGCAGUUUUCUGCAUCAGUUGUGUUUUCUGGCUGCUACUGUAACUUCAGGUCUACAAGUAUCUCCGGAUUCUGAGAUCAUUUUCCCGGAGUUUUUUCCUGACAUGGGUCCUCCGGGUGCAAACAGAGCGGUCAGCCGAGACGGGGAUGCCGGUACGGGGAGCAGCUCUCGGGAGGUUCGCUCCCUUUCUCGCUGGGACGAAUACGACCCACCGGAGCUGCACCGUACGGAUCCUCCGAGACCGCAAGUGCAGGCUCCGCCGGAACUGAGGCUCAGGAUCUCGGCUUUUGGUAAGGACCUGCGUCUCAUCCUGAAGAGGGACACUCGCUUUCUGUCCCAGAAGUUCAUGGUGGAGGAGAGAGCGAAAGCACGAAAGGCAUCUGUACGGGACACGCAGGCUGCCAGCGCUGAGACAAGCUGCUAUUACAGUGGGAUCGUGCUCAAUUACACGGGAUCCAGCGUCUCAUUCAGCACCUGCGCUGGACUGAUGGGGUUUAUUCAGCUCAGUAAGGACCUUUUAUUUAUCGAGCCCCUGAAUGAUACCGUUGCUGUCACGGGACACCCGCACCGUGCUUACAGAAGAAAGCGCUCCGCAGAGGACACGUCAACCGGGGGAAACGCUGACAGCCACUGUGAAUUACUCCCUGAGAAGCUGAAAUUUAAAAGCCAAACAGCGACAGAGGGCAGGAGGGCGAAGAGGUACUCACACAAGCUGCUCCAUGAAUACAACGUGGAGACGCUGGUGGUGGCAGACCCUGCCAUGGUCAGCUAUCACGGCGUGGAGGCGGCGAGACGUUUCAUCCUCACCGUCAUGAACAUGGUUUUCAGCCUGUUUCAACACAAAAGCCUCGGCAUCCAGAUGAACAUCCGUGUGACCAAACUGGUGCUGCUCCAGGAAAACCCAGCAGACAUGUACAUCGGGCAGCACGGCGAGAAGACGCUGGAGAGCUUCUGCCGCUGGCAGCACGAGCAGUACGGGCGAAAGGGCGCCCACUCAAACUUCGGCAGCCGCUGGAUGGAUGACAGCCCCUCGGUGGACACAGCCAUACUCAUCACCAGGAAGGAUUUCUGCGUGCAUAAAGACGAGCCGUGCGACACCGUGGGGAUCGCCUACCUCAGCGGCAUGUGCAGCGAGAAGCGGAAGUGCAUCCUGGCGGAGGACAACGGGCUGAAUUUGGCCUUCACGAUCGCCCACGAGAUGGGUCACAACAUGGGCGUGAGCCACGACAACGACCACCCGUCCUGCGCCGACGGUCUGCACAUCAUGUCAGGCGAGUGGAUCAAAGGGCAGAACCUGCACGACGUCUCCUGGUCCCGCUGCAGCCGGGAAGACGUGGAGAAGUUUUUGAGGUCUAAAUCCAGCAGCUGUCUCCUGCAGACUGACCCCCUGAGCCUGAAUUCAGUCAUCUUGCCGUCCAGGCUCCCAGGAAUGCCCUACACAGCUGAUGAGCAGUGUCAGAUCCUCUUUGGGCCGGUGGCGUCCCACUGCCAAAAAAUGCAGCAUGUGAUGUGCUCUGGUCUUUGGUGCCAUGUCGACGGGGAGAAGGACUGCAAAACCAAGCUGGAUCCACCCAUGGACGGCACCGAGUGUGACAUGGGAAAGUGGUGCCGGGCUGGCGAAUGUGUCAGCUGGGUAGUCCCACCAGAGCAGAUGCUGGGCCAGUGGAGCACUUGGGGAUCCUGGGGCCCCUGCAGUCGAACCUGUGGCAUGGGGGUCCGGGCCCGACAACGUGACUGCCAGAGCCCCAGAGCUGCUAGGAAAGUCUGGGACUGCCCUGGUCUGAAGGUACAGUACAAGCUCUGCGAGGACCUGCCCUGUGCGACGAGGACGCCCGACUUCCGGGACGCUCAGUGCCAGGCGUUCAGCCGCCCCUCCCUCCGCUGGUACUCCGUCAUGGAUGAUGAGAAGCCAUGUGCCCUCUUCUGCUCGACAUCUGGGAAGGAGCAACCUGUCCUGGUAACAGAGAAGGUCCUGGAUGGAACCUACUGUGGCCCACAGGAAACUGGCAUUUGUGCCAAUGGAACAUGUCAGAAGGUGGGUUGUGAUGACAUCCUGGGAUCCCCGGUAAGGGAAGACCACUGCGGAGUUUGUAAUGGAAACGGGAAAUCCUGCAAGGUCAUUAAAGGAGACUUCAACCACACCAGUGGGCCAGGCUAUGUGGAGGCUGUGGUCAUUCCCACCGGAGCGAGGAGGAUUAGGGUGGUGGAGGGGAAGCCGGCGCAGAGCUACCUUGCACUUAAGGACACCAGCAAGCAUUCCAUAAACAGCGACUGGAAAAUCGAGCACCCAGGCUCUUUCAACAUUGCUGGCACGACAGUCCACUAUGUCAGAAGGGGAUUAUGGGAGAAGAUGUCAGCCAAAGGUCCAACCACAUCCCCUCUGCAUCUCAUGGUGCUGCUCUUAACGAACCAGAGCUAUGGAAUCCAUUAUGAGUACACCAUACCCAUGGAGCAGCCCCCGGAGUCCCAGAAAGGCCUGGCCAGCAAGGCCAGCGAGCCCAUCUUCAUGUGGACCCACUCAGGCUGGGAGGACUGCCAUGCCGUCUGCGGAGGAGGGGAAAGGAGAUCCACAGUCACCUGCACCAAGAUCGUCAACAAGACAACAAGCCUGGUGGACAACAGGAAGUGUCGUCACCUGACUAGACCAGAGCCACAGGUCCGCAAGUGCAACGAGCAGCCCUGCCAGACGAGGUGGAUGAUGACGGAAUGGACGUCAUGCUCGCGGACGUGUGGAAGGGGCUCCCAGAGCAGACAGGUGGCGUGUACCCUGCAGCUGCGCAACGGCUCCCUGGUGAAGGCGAAGGAUCGCGACUGCGCAGGCCCCAAGCCUGCGCACACGCAGCGCUGCGAGGGCCAGGACUGCCUCACCGUGUGGGAGGCCGGCAUGUGGUCUGAGUGCUCUGUGAAGUGUGGUCGGGGGAUCCGGUACCGACCCGUGAAGUGCACCAACCCGCGGAAGAAGUGUGACCUGUCGACGGUCCCGCGCGAGGUGGAGGACUGUGAGGACUACUCUAGGUGCUACGUCUGGAGGACGGGCGACUGGGCCAAGUGCUCCGUGACGUGCGGCAAAGGAAUGCAGUCGAGGGUGAUCCAGUGCAUGCACAAGAUCACGGGGCGGCACAGCCGUGAGUGCUUUUCGUCUGAGAAGCCAGCGGCCUACCGGCCGUGCCAGCAGCAGCCAUGCAACGAGCGGGUCAACGUCAAUACUAUCACCUCGCCGCGGCUUGCCGCCCUGACGUUCAAGUGCUUGGGGGACCAGUGGCCAGUGUACUGCAGGGUGAUCCGGGAGAAGAACCUGUGCCGGGACAUGCGCUGGUACCAGCGGUGCUGUGAGACAUGCAGGGACUUUUACGCACAGAGGAUGCAGCAGAAAAGCUGACGCCGCCCGUAGCGACCAUGGAUGCUUCCUCCUUUAUUUAUAUCAAGUGCACUUAAAAAAAAAACAAAAAGGUACAAGCAGGAGCCGCCGGCUUAUUUAAUCCUUGUAAUUUAUUUAUUGGUGCUCUGCCAGUUGUGUCCAUUAGCCAUGCUUUUGGUAAAGAUGCUCUUUCAGCACAUUUUAAGAAUAGGAAUCGGUGGUGCUAUUCAUUUUUUUCGACCACGGUUAUCACUAAUAUUAGCGGCUGUCUGUAAUGAGCAGUUAGCAUUCGGCGGUGUGGAAGGGCUGUUAGAUUUUGUCAGUCUUCUUAGUUUACAAGAAUGAGGUGCUUACCACCUGUAGCAUUUCAGAUUUUAUUGGUUUUAGUUUUUAUUUACUGAGAUCUUCAUUUACUGGUGUCUUUUGGUGCUUUUAGAUUAAAACUAUUGAAUUUUGACAGAUGGGUUAUUUCUGUUGUUUUAGGUCCACUUACAUUGAUACAAAUGUUUAAUUUUGUAAUUCAAAUAUUACAUUCAAGUAUUUUAUCAUUUGUACACUCUCUGAGAUGAAGGGGUUUUAUUAUGAAUUAAUUGGUAAUUAAUCUAGUAAAAUUCAGUGAGUACAGUGAAAAUUUUAUUUCCUUCUUCCUCUGAAGUUUUCAAACUCUUGGUCCUUAAAUAACAGCAAUUAUAAUUCAUUGUAAUUACUACCAAAUCUACACUGUGAUAUUAUAAAUAUAGAAAAGGCAGAACCAAAACAUUCCUAAGAAAAACUUUUAAAUCCAGUGCAAAAUUUGUACAUGUAAAAACAAUACUGUAUGCCAUUUUUCUUGAAUGAAGAGGAGGCCAUUUUGCUGUAUGAAAAAAAAGAACCUCUGUCAUCAUCAAAAGAGACUUUUGUUUUGGGAUUUUAUGACAAGUAGAAUGUAUGAGUCUAGCAAAUCUGUGUUAAAAUCUUCAUACUUCCGUUUUAUGUUUUUUAAAACAGCAUUCCACUGUUGUGAAAUUUUCAUUAAAAUACUGUGUUCCCCUCUAA